Molecule: messenger RNA, 366 nt
Organism: Zymoseptoria tritici IPO323
Lineage: Eukaryota; Fungi; Ascomycota; Dothideomycetes; Mycosphaerellales; Mycosphaerellaceae
Exons: 1
Coding region: 1-366 (121 amino acids)
Molecular function (GO): nucleic acid binding; zinc ion binding
Source: RefSeq, a predicted model, not a curated record
AUGCCGGCCAUUCGCGGACCCAAGAGCAAGUCGAAGACGAGACGACACACUCGUGACCUCGAUCAGGUCCACGCCGACACCCAAUCGCAAAAGCACCUCCAGCAGUACAAGGACACAAAAGCUCCGGAGGAUCUUCCAGGUUUCGGACAAUUCUACUGCACUGAAUGCGCAAAAUGGUUCGAGUCGGAGCUGAACUACGGCAAGCACAUCAAGGGAAAGCCGCACAAGAAGCGUGUGAAGCAGAUGAAGGAAGAACCGUACAGUCAGAAGGAGGCUGAAGCUGCGGUGGGCUUGACGACGGACAACGGCAGGAGAGCAGUGGAGACAGACAUGAUCGAUGCGUCGGACAAUGAAGACGUGCGAUGA